UGAUGGCAGACCCAGAAGCUACACGUCAACAAUUUCUCACAAGCGUUUCGUGUAGUUGUGUCGUCCCGUGUUAAAGUAAGGAUUUCACGUAUCUGAUUUUCGAUGUAAGGGAACGGGAAGUAGAGCUAGAGUAACGUUAAAGUUGUAGAAAAAGCAAAGCAAACAAAUUUUCACUGCAUGGCGAAACAUCGAUCUUGAAAAUGAAUUUCACCUUUACCAAAGAGGAUGACCCGGUGUGUUUCGCCGCCGAGGGGACCUGUCCCAUCUGCUUCGAUAUGAUUCAGGGAGACGCGAUCGAAACGAUCUGUUGCGGGAAGCUUCUCUGUACCGGGUGUAGUGAGAAAUGCGGGCAAAGGGCCACUUGCUUCAAUUGCCGGGCUCCUGUGGCGACGACGGCGGGCGAAUUUGAGCUGUCGGGGUUCUUUGGGUUCCAGAAGAAUCAUUUCGCGACGCGCAUGUUGCAACAGGAAGAAGUGAAAUGCACCUGGUGCGGACAUAGGGGCACCCUGCAAAAGAUGUCCUGCAGCGGGCACAUCAGCGAAAAACACUACCGGUUCUGCCAGGCUCCCUGUCCGAAGAUGAUUCGAAAGUGUCCCCACGCCGGUUGCGAGUAUGAGGGUGAGCUUUCGGCACUGAAACAGCACCUCGCCUGCGACUGCGAGAAAGGCUACCGAAUGCUGGACCAGGAGGCGCUGGACAUGUGCGGCGGAAUCGAGGGCUUGGAGCGGCAAGUGAAACAGAUACACACGCUGCUGGUCACCUUAAAGCCCCCGGUUCCGCCGGAUGCCUUCGCCCUCACGUUGAGUCACUACGACACGAAAAUCACGUCGAGCACGUUUGCCCGGAUGUUUCAGGGCCGGAAUUUCUUCAAAAAGCCGGCGACGAACUACUUUGUAGAGCUCGACGAGCAACAUACCAGUAGUUCAGCGCAGAGCUGUUUCGUGCCUUCGUGUAAAGAGCUGGUCGACCUCAAUCGCCUGCUCGAUCCCGUCUUCAUGUAUGCUCCCCUCGGCGACGAUCGACCCGACGGUCCCCGGUUGCCGAAACUUUUGCGACAAGGGUACGAGCAGGUCGUGCGGUUGUUUGUGGUGGACGACUACAAUUGUGACAUUCCCCUGCAUAUGCAUUGCAAAUAUGUCUGGGUCUGGAGAAGUGCAACUUGUCAUGCGAAGUCUCGAUCGCAAAAAAAUUUGUGUUGCAUGAACGCCAAAAGUUGCCCACUUGUUUCUAAGCAAAAGGCGAAUUUCUCAUGCGGAGCAGGCAUCAAGAAAGUCGCGCAAAAUUUGUGAUGCUUCUGUGUGCAUUCCAGACCAUCUGCCUGGUCCGUGAGAUGCAUGACAAAUCUUGCAUUCUUCCAGACCCAGACACAUUUGCAAUGCAUACUGCACGAGGAGGCAUUCUUUCAGCCGACCGAGAAGCGGCCAUCCCCGGAGACUGCCCAGUUGCUCUACAAGCCCGGGGAGCCGGGACCCUCGCAAGCCAUCGCGGAUCUUCUCGGACACGGUCGCAAACGGAAGCAAUCCGGAGAAAUGGGUCUCACGCUGGCAAUCGCGGCCUGGCACGAGGUGUUUGCGCCACAACCAGUUGCGUCGCUGGCACUGGCGGAUGAUGACACGGAUGAGAAACGUAGUCGGCUCCGGGCACGUAGCUGUCGAAGGUCCCGGCAGCGAAGAAGCCGGACGCCUCCGGUCAGAAACAGAGGCGCCGACUGAACCACAAUGAUAAACACCCGAAGCCGUCGGAGUUGAAAUUAAUACGUAGAAAUACUUCGUUCCUCUGUUGAGUAGCUGAAAUAGGUUUUCUCCUAAUUUUAUUUCUACUCUGCCGAAUGCAAGAAAGAUCAGACAAAAGCAAAAGGAAAAGACAUACUGGCGGUCUUCCUCUUAUAUGAAUACAGAAACUUCCGAAGUAGAAGGAAGAUGAGAAGCGCGCAGCAUGCUGGACGACAGCCCAAUGUACAGUUUCUACGGAAACCUAGACUUUUCUGAACAUGAGCAGUUCAAUUUCAGGCUGUGUCUUACGUCACAGGAGAGCGAGGGUACGAACGGAUGUGAUGACGAGUGUGUGUGUGUGUGAGAUCAAGUUCAUGUGAGAUCAAUCUGAUAACUUCUCUACGCCGGUGAUGUGGUGUGUAGUGAAUGGAUUGAACGAAAG
Messenger RNA from Amoebophrya sp. A120, 2154 nucleotides. The record is from the annotation of a GenBank genome assembly. NCBI's taxonomy places the organism in Eukaryota, Dinophyceae, Syndiniales, Amoebophryaceae.